AUGAUGGAGGCCCCGCCGCCACCGUAUCCACCAACCAGAACGAGGUAUCAAGACUACUACCGUGGCUACGGUCAGCAGCAUCCACCGCCGUUGCGUCCAUAUAGAGAUGAAUACUAUGGAGAAGGAGAAUAUGAGGGUUGUUUUCCUUUUCUAAGAAGCUGGUAA
Messenger RNA from Arabis nemorensis, 165 nucleotides. The record is from the annotation of a GenBank genome assembly. Lineage: Eukaryota; Viridiplantae; Streptophyta; Magnoliopsida; Brassicales; Brassicaceae.